AUGCAGCAACAAUCCAACGAAGGACUUCCACCCAAACCAAUGGGAGGGAGAAGAUUCCCUGAUCGUGAGCCGCAGAACGAGCGACUCAUGAUCCACAUCGCAGGCAUUCCUCCAAUGAUGCCCGAGGAUGUCGUCAAGCAAGCUGCCACGCAGUUUGGCCCUGUCAAGGAGUUUUUUAAGGUCAACAGGCACCACGAAAAGGCCUAUGAAUACGCUCCGUGCUUCGGGUUCUUAACAUUUGAACACGAAGAUUCCGUUGCCCGUGCCCUAGAUGCAGGGUGGAUGUUCGUUGGUGAUACUCGAUUGAGUCUCAACGCUCGUCGCCCAAGAGAGCAUCGAAACCAAGGGCCACCCCGCACUAGUGGUGACUUUCGUGCUGGUAUUCCAAAUGGCCCUGGAGCUCUCCCAGAUCGUCCUCCAUCUGUUCGCGGUCAGGCUCAGGGACCAAUGCACAAUAGAAAGCAAUCGAACGGUUCUCAGUUCGAGAACAAAGGUCCUUUCCCUGGCCCCAAUCGAGGUACUCGUGCGUCGAGUUCAACUUGCACAAUCUACGGUCUUCCGGAAACCUUCCAAGUCCAGGACUUGAUGGAGCGUGGAAGUUCCUUUGGACGCGUUAUCAAUGCUCAUAUCUUUGAGUAUAAGGAUCGUGACGGUCGUCGUUUUGGGACCAUCAAUUUUGACUCUUCUAGUGUUGCUGAAGAGUUUCACAACAAGGAAAACGGUCAAGUCUGGAACGGGUGUGCCGUCAAGAUUACCUUUGAGCCAUUCAACGUGGCUCGUCGCAAUAACGCUCCACCGUUCCGCCCAACAAAUCCUGGCCCUCAAAACUUCCAUCGUCAUGAGCAGCGCCCUUUCGAAGGGCCCAAACGUUUCCCUAAUGGAAACAGAGGUGGCCGGUAUCCACCUAACAAUGGUAUGGGACGCUUUAACCAGCGUGGGCAAUUUCAGCAUCAUGGCAACGGCUAUCAGCCUCAGUUUCAAGGACAAAUCCACCAGAACUAUCCACCCGAGCAACAGUUCUAUGAUCCUCAAAUGAUGGCUUAUCCUCAGCCAUUCCAACCACAAUACCCUCAAGCUGUGAAUCAUCAUAUGGUUGGUCAGGCUCAUUAUGGCUCUGGGGUUGUAUCUCCACCCUUGCCAUACGGGCAACAAAUGCCUGCUCAUGGAAUCCAAGGGCAAUAUCAUUCGCCCCCACUUGUUAACCAAGCUGGGAUGCAUCCCAUGCACGGAGGCCACAUCUCCUACCCUGGUGGCCAUGAAUAUCCUCAUCGCUUCGAUGCACAAAGGAACAUCAUUGUGGGCGACUCCCCAAAUAGUAAGCAUAGUUCAGCUUCUAAUGACACCGCGAGUGUUUUCAAAAUUUCGGGCGAAACUUCCAUGACAAUUCCUACUAGCCACUCCGAUAUCCAUGGAAGGCCCCUCAUCAUCUCAUCUGGCCACUAUCGCCAGGCCGGAUACCAAUAUGCGGGCCAUAUCUCUGAGAAUGUUCAUCCGUUGAACAUUCAUCAUGCGCACCAGGCCCAACACUUCCAAGCUGUCGGGAUAGCCCCAGCUGAACCACCCACGUUGCCCGUGACGGUACCAGAGACUAAGAAUCCCGAGGAUCCGUCGAACAUCUUCAUCAAAAACAUCGAUGAUGAUGUUAUCUCCAAACCAGAGCAUCUCGAGGAGUACUGCAAAAAGUUCGGCGAGGUUGUCUCUAUUUCUUUGCCAGCCUACUCCAACGGUCUUAUUAAAGGAUUCGGGUUUGUGAAGUUUACGACACCAGAAGCCGCCUUGAAGGCGAAGGAGGAGCUUAAUCUCCAAAUUGUUGGCCGUAAGCGCCUUUUUGUGUCCUUCGCAGAGACUAGUGACCACCGUCAUUCUCGUCUCGCAAAGUUUUACGACCAAGGGAGCACUGAGCAAAGCGAAAAAUCCCCACCAGAUCCACUCAUACAGAAGAUGAGUGACAGAGCCAAAACCCCAGAAAAGGCGGUUCAACGUGAAGAAAGAAUAAACGAUAAGCCAUCCGUGCCUCAGACAGACGGCGACGCUACGAUCGACACCCCGGUUGAAAAGUCGGCGGAUGGAAAUGUCAAGCAACCCGAGGCUGCAAAGGACGCACCUGCUUUGGAGAGGGUUGAGAAUCAUUCGGUCGAGACUGUUAUUCCCCUUGAAAAAACUGCAGAAGUUCAAUCCCUAAAGCAAUCGCCUCUUGAAGUUACUGCUAUAACUUCCCAGAAAGAAAAGGAUAAGGUUGAGGACGCAAAGAAGGCCGAUCCAGAAGAAGUAAGCAGCGCUACCAUUGACCCCAAUGAGCUCCGAGAAAUUCUGGAGGCGGAAAUGAAUGGAUCAAGAGGCAAGUCUAUUGGCCGAAGACUCACCCCAGAAGAAGCCAUGAAACUUGACCCCGCCAUCGUCUCUGUCGAGAGGCCAGAGAAUGCCGUCACUUCAAAUGGCUCCCCAACUGCUCCAACUGCGACUAUUCAACUUAAGGAGACGAAGGAUGACCGACUAAAGCUUGUUUUGAAAGGUCUGCAGACAAGUGAUUCUAACGGCGCCGAUUCCAACAAUACUGUACAGCGUGGUCCUCCAGACUGUCGUCAGUCUCCGAUCCCUGCGCGUAGGCGAUUGAGUGAUAGCGAGAGAAAAGUAAUUGGCGACGGUAUCCUUGAAGCCCUCAAGGCCAAUGAAAAAAAAUCAGACGACGAAAAAGAAGGUCUCGCUCGAUCAGACACCCGGAACUCGACUAGUUCUUCGGGCUCUCGUGUCAGCCAGGAGGAAUUCUCUGAGGCUCUGAAGGAGAAGUUUGGCCCAAAAAUCCCUUCGACUAUCCGAGCUACAGAAGUUAUGGAAGCCGUUGAUAAGUAUGUCGAGUCUCGCAAUAGCACUCGCGAGCCAUCCCCGACAACCAAGAACGAGGAAACUGCAACAAAACAGGGCGAUCAAAACACCGAGGCUGAAGCGAGCAAUAUUGUUGCUCCUGCACCGUCACGAAAGGUAUCAAUUAUAGAUAUCACACCCUCUGAUAUGAAUGAAAACAAGCCAGCAUUAGCUGAGGAUCAAAAGACUCAGGCUGAAGAGAGCAAAGAAAUCACGACAAUAUCCGAGGAGCCUCAAGAUCUGCAAGAAGCUAUUCCCAAGGAUGAGGCCAAAGAAGAAGCUAAAGAAGCUUCCCACCCAGCUCAAGUGCAGCCGCCUCAUUUGGCUGAUACUUCUGUGGAAACUCCCAAUGAUGUCCCAAAAGUUACGCCGACUGAUAUCUCAGCCCCAACUCAUGCAGAGGUACUCACUAUCUCAAUGUGCCCGCCCCUCGAGGCCAUACAAAAUACACCAAUCAACACAGUCCAGAGCAUUCCAGUUCUGGAUACUGAUGACCAAAGUGCUUACUAUGGCGACAAUGCGAGCAGUCGACGAAGUGGGCCGAGCCAGCAGUCAAAGAAUCCUUAUAGCGGCCCCCCUAAGCAUCCCCGCAACUACGCUGGAAACCAGGGCAUUGCUGACCCAGCCCAGCGACAGGGUCAUAGCAGUGGAGGGAUGACUUCCCCACCUCACUCAAAAUAUCCCCGUGGCGCAGAACACGCCCAAGGAUUCCACGGCCACUACAAUGAGCAAUACAACCCACAGGUUGUUCCAAAUUUUAGUUCCCAUUCACCACCAGGGCUGCACCCUCCCACGAUGAUCUGUGAAGACCCAUGUCCACAACCACAGUGUCAACCAGGUUUUGCACCGUUCGCCCCAAUCCCUGAUAUGUCCCAUCUAUUUCAGGGUCACAUCAGUACGCGUAUGCAACAAAUGGGACAGAUGCCCUUUUACGACCCAGCAAUGUAUAACGGCCAAUACGGGUACCCUGGGGAUAACAACGGGUACCCUCCUCAGUUUUUUGGAGGUGGCCCAACUGGCAUGUAUCCUCACCCACCUCAAUGGGCUAACACCGGUAACAACGGCCCGAGCAUGGGCCCCCAUCCGCAAGGAGGAUUUAUGUAUCCCCCACCACACCGUUAUUCGCCCCCGCAAGGGCAUCACCACCAACCCGCUUCGCCUCCCCGUUUAAACCACAUGGACCAGUCUCAUCCAAAUCGCGGGUUCCAGGAAUAUGCCCAACACCCGCAGAUGCAGCAACAAUUCGGAGGGCCAAUGUUUCAAGAUCAAGGGAUGCAAGGUGGUCCACUACCACCACAGUUCCACGCGCAGGGACAAUUUCGCCCACCACAUGGGGGCGUUCCUUCUUUUUAG
Molecule: messenger RNA, 4215 nt
Organism: Orbilia oligospora ATCC 24927
Lineage: Eukaryota; Fungi; Ascomycota; Orbiliomycetes; Orbiliales; Orbiliaceae
Exons: 9
Coding region: 1-4215 (1404 amino acids)
Cellular component (GO): ribonucleoprotein complex; cytosol; nucleus
Molecular function (GO): poly(U) RNA binding; poly(A) binding; mRNA 3'-UTR binding
Source: RefSeq, a predicted model, not a curated record